Messenger RNA from Eruca vesicaria subsp. sativa (arugula), 2029 nucleotides. NCBI's taxonomy places the organism in Eukaryota, Viridiplantae, Streptophyta, Magnoliopsida, Brassicales, Brassicaceae. The record is from the annotation of a GenBank genome assembly.
UUUUCUCAUUCUUCUUCCCCCCAUGAUUAUAAGCACCAAUCUCGAGAAGAUAAAAGAAACAACCUCCCUCUUUCUUGUUUCAAACUCUCUUCCUUUUGGGCGGGUCUUCAGCAAAUUUUGUAUUUUUCUGUUUUUAAGGGACGUUUCUUUUGUUUCUUGUACUUGUGGGUUUUGUUUCUACUUGCUGCUGUUAGUGUGUCAUGUGUCACGCUUUUUCUUCUAACUAACUGUGGAAGCUUGUAACGACUGUAUCAUUAAUAAAACUCUCUGUUUUUUUCCUCUAUUGUUUAAGUGAUGGCUACUGAGGAGAAGCCUCUUGAUUCAAGCCAUGGUGAUUCUUCAAAUCAGAAGGCAGAAGGAUCCUCUGCUGCUGCUAUAACAGAAGAGACUUCUGUAAAUGUUCAACAAUGGAGGAGAAAGAAUCUAUCUCUGCAGAUACCUUCAAGAGCAACUGGUCUCUCUCUUGAAGACUCAGUUGUUAUCAAAAUGCCUCCAACUCCUAGUCCAACUCCAAGAAGAGUGAACUUCUCUUUGACUUCAACUUCUCCUGGUCCUGCUGCUUCCUCUACUGUUCUUCCGCGGGGAAAAUCUUCCCUGAAGAAUCUAAUCCCAAAAGUUGGCUGCAAACCAAAAACUGAUAUUGAAAAGGGACAAGUGGAUGUACCUUCUCCUUCUGCAUUGCAAGAGAAGCCUUCAAUCUCAAGAUCACUAUCACUUUCAAAGCUGUUUACUCCUAGGAUCAAGAGAACUUCAUCUCUACCUGUGACUCCCAUUGUUCUUUCAAAGUCAGAGUCAGCUCAUGGAGGAAGCAGUGCUGCUCCUCAAACUCCAAGUGUAAGCAAAGGAAGGGUGCAGAUAGCUAGAUCUCUCUCUGUCCCUAUUAAUGGCAAGGAAGCAAGCCUAAAGAGAGUGGAUUCUUUCUUCAGAGUAAUCCCUUCCACUCCUCGUGUAAAAGAAGGAGACGUUUUAUCAAAUGCAUCAGAGGCUGAUGGAGAAACAUGUGAUGGUGAUGGAGAAGACAUACCUGAGGAUGAAGCAGUUUGUAGGAUUUGUUUGGUGGAUCUUUGUGAAGGAGGAGAAACUUUGAAAAUGGAGUGUAGUUGCAAAGGAGAACUUGCUCUUGCUCACAAAGACUGUGCUCUUAAAUGGUUCACCAUAAAGGGUAACAAAACCUGUGAGGUGUGUAAACAAGAAGUUAAGAACUUACCUGUAACACUCCUACGGAUCCAAAGCAUUCGAAAUUCUGGUGUUCAUCAGCUUGAUGUAAAUGGUUACAGAGUUUGGCAGGAGGUUCCGGUUUUAGUAAUCAUCAGCAUGCUUGCUUACUUCUGCUUCCUUGAGCAGCUCCUGGUUGAGAAUAUGGGUACAGGUGCAAUAGCGAUAUCACUACCAUUUUCUUGUAUUCUUGGUCUUCUUGCAUCUAUGACUGCAUCAACCAUGGUAAUGAGAAGAUUUGUGUGGAUAUACGCAUCAGUUCAGUUUGCUUUGGUGGUUCUCUUCGCCCAUGUAUUUUAUACCCUGGUGAAGUUGCAACCAGUUCUGUCAGUUCUUUUGUCAACAUUUGCUGGAUUUGGUGUCUGCAUAUGUGGAAGUUCAGUGAUGGUUGAGUUUGUGAGAUGGAAACGUAGAUGGCAAGCCAGAAGGUUGGAGCAGGAGCUGAACCAUGCUCAAACGCUGGAUGCAACAACCUCUCAGCAUCAUCUAAAUGCUUCGUAGAGGCAAAAAUGUGGAAAGAUGAAUCUUCAUUAGUUGGUUAAUGGUUGUGUAUGAUUUGUAUAAGAAAAGUGGAAAGACUGUUGUUUCGCUUGUCUUUGCUUUCUUUAAACAUACAACCGUUGUAUUGUUAGUAAGGUUUGUAACUUUCCCAAUCUCUACAAAUGAAAUGUUUGCAGUAGUAUUAGGUUUAUAUUUUUCAUUUAUUAUUCAUCUUUUCUGUUCCUUGGUUGUGUUACCAUAUACUUAAGGUUUGACAGUUCAACAAGCUGGCCUUUGAAACCAGAUUCAAGACUCUGAAACUAAUAUAACUUGA